Messenger RNA from Amyelois transitella, 1342 nucleotides. It is a transcript of the gene MED27, whose product is annotated as mediator of RNA polymerase II transcription subunit 27. Gene Ontology annotation, cellular component: mediator complex. NCBI's taxonomy places the organism in Eukaryota, Metazoa, Arthropoda, Insecta, Lepidoptera, Pyralidae. The transcript has a single exon. The record is from RefSeq and is a predicted model, not a curated record. Gene Ontology annotation, molecular function: transcription coactivator activity. Gene Ontology annotation, biological process: regulation of transcription by RNA polymerase II. Bases 106 to 1005 code for a protein of 299 amino acids.
UGACUGCGUUAAUCUGUGGCGCUCAUUUUGUUGUGAUUGUGUUGUCCGUGCUUAUGGUCUUCGAAUUGAACUCUGAAGUAAUAUGAACAAUAACUGCUCACCACAAUGAAUCAAGCUAUUUCUGUUGAAAAUUUAAACUCGGCUCUGACUUCCCUUAGAACACUGAGGCUGAGCGUCAGCCAUGUAUUUGAAACUCUAGCGAACGGACUCCGCGCCGACCACGGUGAAGACGGCAAGGACAAAUUUCUUCUGGAGCUCCAAGAGCUAUUAAACAAUGUCAAUAUUAAUCUGAGGGACCUGGAACAGACUGUCACAAGUCUCCCAAUACCGACUACACCUUUCAAUUUGGGAAAUACGACAUUCCUUAGUCAAGAAACUACUCAAGACCGACAAGCAUUGUAUACCCAACUAGUAAACAGUUACAAAUGGACGGAUAAAAUACAUGAAUACAGCUCAUUCGCCCACACGCUGCUCAGUCAGAAUUCCUUGAAACGCUCAUAUAUUAACUCUGGAAGUACGAAGCGUCGUGGAAAACUCCAAAGCAACCAUAAUGUAGCACCACUCCAAGUUGACAAUGUCAUCAAUAAUAUUGAUAGAUCUUACAGUGAUAUGAAAAUAACAAUAUCACGACCAUUCGCGAGUAAUGCUGUCGUACAGAUCAAUCUUAGUCAUGUUUUAAAAGCAGUUGUAGCAUUCAAAGGUUUGCUGAUGGAGUGGGUUAUGGUGAAAGGAUAUGGAGAGACCUUAGAUUUGUGGACAGAGUCUCGACAUCAUGUCUUCCGGAAAGUGACAGAGAAUGCUCAUGCGGCUAUGUUGCAUUUUUAUUCUCCAACUUUACCAGAGUUGGCAGUCCGUUCAUUUAUGACGUGGUUGCACAGUUAUGUGAAUCUGUUCAGUGAGACAUGUAAGCGAUGCGGUUGUCACCUCCACCACACGUCGCUGCUGCCGCCUGCGUGGCGUGACUUCCGCACAUUAGAGCCAUUCCAUGACGAGUGCAAGCAAUAGUCAUUGUGGUAUUGAACGAGAAAGUGCAUAAAACAAAGGCAUAAUUUGAGCUUGCGAGUACCACCUUAAGACCUCAUCUUUUGAAUGAGGUUAAACACACAUAUUUUUUUAAGAAAACGCUUUUAUGCACUUCCUCCUUCAAUAACAAUGAAAAUAAAGACAUUUGAGUUUGAGAGGUGGAGUUAUUUAAUAAUAUUAUAUUGCAAAGAAAUUGUGUAAUUUAACCAUAUAUUUCUAUUUGUAAUGUAUAAAUAAAUGAAAAAAUUUUGUAACAUGAAACAAUUAUUUUAUAUUUGCAAGACGGGAAACCUGUAUUAUUUUGAAUGAUUGAUUGAAA